AUGAGAAUCCAAUGUGGUCGUUUUUGGGCGCACAUUGCAGCUUAUUAUGCUGCAAGUCUUAAGCUAGCUGGUGCAGACAAAAGAGAAUCUACUCACUGUAAGCAAAGGUGGCAGAAGAUCAAUGAACACGUUUGCAAGUUUGUAGGAAGCUAUGAGGCUCCAACAAGACAGAGAGCUUCUGGCCAGAAUGAGGAUGAUGUCAUGAAAUUGGCAUACCAAAUCUUCUCUAAUGAUUACAAGAUAAAGUUCACCCUUGAGCAUGCUUGGAGAGAGUUUCGACAUGAUCAGAAAUGGAUUGCAUCUUUGACUAAAGGUACUGCAGGGACAAAAAGAAGGAAGUGCAACGACGGUUCUGCACAAGAUACAAGCUCCAAAGGGAAAACUCAUGGAGAGGAUGAAUCGCUUAGUCGUUCUCCUGGUGUUAAGGCUGCAAAGGGAAAAGGAAAAAAAAAAAACAACACAACAAGCACAACAAACACUUGCGAUGAACAGAAGGCUCUCUUGGAAUUUCAGAUGUUGGAGCUCCAAAGGAUGUAUGAGAUAAAAGGAUUUUGCUUUGCAAAAGAAGGCUUUUGCUAUGCAUGA
Molecule: messenger RNA, 585 nt
Organism: Camelina sativa (false flax)
Lineage: Eukaryota; Viridiplantae; Streptophyta; Magnoliopsida; Brassicales; Brassicaceae
Source: RefSeq, a predicted model, not a curated record